Messenger RNA from Sporisorium graminicola, 1929 nucleotides. RefSeq lists its product as uncharacterized. NCBI's taxonomy places the organism in Eukaryota, Fungi, Basidiomycota, Ustilaginomycetes, Ustilaginales, Ustilaginaceae. The record is from RefSeq and is a predicted model, not a curated record. Gene Ontology annotation, biological process: intracellular iron ion homeostasis. Bases 1 to 1929 code for a protein of 642 amino acids. The transcript has 2 exons.
AUGAACGGGGUGUCCUCCUCGCAUACCACCGUCUCCAAGGACGACAUCUAUGAUCUUCUCGGCAUCGGCUACGGUCCAGCCCAUCUGGCCCUCUCGAUCGCCCUUCGAGAGUCGAACGAGGCCAACGAGGUCAACUUCAAAUCUCACUUCCUGGAGAGGCGCGGCCACUUUGCAUGGCACCCUGCCCUUCUCCUCCCCGGCUCUCAGCUCCAGGUUUCGCCUCUCAAGGAUCUGGUCACACUCCGUGAUCCCACCUCUACCUAUAGCUUCUACAACUAUCUUCAUUCGCAUGGCCGUCUCGCCCGCUACAUCAACAAGGAGCAAGGUGUUCCUAGUCGUCGCGAAUGGACUUCUUACCUCGCUUGGGCCGCGCGACGCAUGAACGAGGCUGUUUCGUACGGUCAAGAUGUCAUCUCCAUCGAGCCUCUCACCCUCGCCUCGGCUGCUCCGGACGCCAAGCAGGAAACGCUUACGGUCCGACCCGCCAGUGGAGAGGAGGCGGAUACGCUCUGCCUGUACCGCGUUCGCUGCCGGGACGAGGCCACGGGCCAGGUCGUCACUCGAUACACUCGCAACCUUUCGGUGGCUGUAGGCGGGGUUCCCAAGUUACCGCCCGCAUUCGAGACAGCCUAUGCAGAGCAGCAGCACAGCGCUUCCGGCUCGAUCCCACGCAUCGUCCACUCGGGCUUCUUCGUCCCUGCGCUCGCUACGCUUGAGCCUGCGCUGCACAAGGCUGCAGCCCUGCGUCGGCCCGAGUCGGAUGUCGCUGGUGGUGUACCGCUCGAGGACGCUUCUCGGCUACGCCUCGCCGUCAUCGGCGCGGGACAGUCGUCGACCGAGAUGCUGAUGAACCUGCACUCGCGCUUCCCCACCGCCAUUGUCACCAUGAUCUUCCGUGCUUCCGCGCUGGUGCCAUCGGACGAUACGGGCUUUGUCAACUCGGCCGCUUUCGACCCGGAACGCACCGACGAGUUCUGGCAGGCAAACGAGACGCAGCGUCGCAAGUGGCUGCAGGAGUUCAAGCGUACCAACUACUCGGUCGUUCGCACCGACUUGCUCAACGAGCUGCACGACUCGAUGUAUGACAAGUUUGAGGUGCCGCUCCCCGAGGAGCUCCAGGACCCUGCAGAGAGGGAACAGGGCCGGAUGGAGAUGCGCCGAUGCACAGAGGUUGACCAGGUGCGCUCUGUGAAAGAUGGGGUCGAGUUGACGCUGCGCGACAACUUGCGGAACGGCAAGCUCGAGACGGUGCGCUUCGACGCCGUGUUUGUUGGCACGGGCUUUGUUCGGUCUCCGUCGAAGAUGCCGUUCCUGGAGCAGCUCAAGCCGUUCUACCCGGCGCUGGAUUCCGAGUGGAUGGCGCGCGAUACCAUUGUCGACGAAGACGAGACGGCCAAGAUGGUGGAUGUUGAAGACGACGAGGUGGUCGAGCGCCGACGCGAGAACCUGCGCGGCAUCACGCGCGACUACCGACUCGUACCCGGCUCUUCGAUGCGCAGCAGUGUGCACAGCAGCAGCGGCAAGUCUUCCCCCGGCGCAUCAAGCGACGCCUCGUCCACGUCGUCCCAACAGACCCUGGCUAGCGAGGGUCCCCUCGAGCAUGCUUCACACUUGCCCGAACCUUCGCUGUAUGUCCUCGGCGGCAACGAGGCGACGCACGGUCUGUCCGACAGCCUGCUCUCCAUCGUCGCGCAUAGAGCGGGCGAGUUGACCGCCUCAUUGAUCCAGAGAUUGCCCAGGACGAGGCGAGGCACUGCUUCCACGAGUACCAGUGUUGGAACGAACGGGACUGUUGCAGCGGAGGGCAAGACGACGACAACAACAACAACGACGACAACGACGAUGACAAAGGCACGACAGGCGGCGGAGGUGGUCAACUCCAAGCUGGCUUCGCUGUCAGGAUUGCAGUUGAACGAGUCGCAGUCGUAG